Messenger RNA from Chlamydomonas reinhardtii, 1328 nucleotides. RefSeq lists its product as uncharacterized. Gene Ontology annotation, cellular component: cytoplasm. Bases 148 to 813 code for a protein of 221 amino acids. Gene Ontology annotation, molecular function: hypoxanthine phosphoribosyltransferase activity. The transcript is spliced from 11 exons. NCBI's taxonomy places the organism in Eukaryota, Viridiplantae, Chlorophyta, Chlorophyceae, Chlamydomonadales, Chlamydomonadaceae. Gene Ontology annotation, biological process: GMP salvage; IMP salvage; hypoxanthine metabolic process. The record is from RefSeq and is a predicted model, not a curated record.
UCCCUUCAAACGCAAGGCACCUGAAAUACUAGUUGCUCGACACGCGUUGCACAACCUUUCGCGGUUGUUGGACUGUCGCUUUCGUUUUCUUAGGGAAACAUCACGCAUAGAAGCCCUCGGGCAUUAGAAAGAAUGGCAAUCGAGAAGAUGCACAUCAGCUAUAACGAAAUUCACCAGGCCAUUGCAGACUGCGUGGAAGGGAAGGACGUCUACGAGAGCUUCAAGCCAACUCUUAUCAUCGCAAUCGGCUCAGGUGGCUUCAUCCCGGCACGCAUGCUGCGGACGUUCCUGAAAGCCAAGUGCGGCAAGUCCCUGCCUAUCCAAACGAUCGGACUGGUGCUGUAUGACGACAACCUGGAUAAGUACGACCCGGACACAGCUGUGGUGCGCAAGACGCAGUGGCUCAACUACAGCCACGGCGAGGGCACUGGCAUCUCGUUGCAGGGCCACAACAUCCUGAUCGUGGACGAGGUGGACGACACGCGCAAGACCCUGUCGUACGCCGUGGCGGAGCUGACCAAGGACGCGGAGAAGCAGCGGCACGAGUACGAGGCGAGGCGCAAGGAGGGCGAGCCGGAGUGGCAGCAGCCCAAGCUGGGCGUGUUUGUGGUGCACAACAAGAUUAAGGACAAGAAGGGAUCCCUGCCAGCGGACGUCCUGGAGAGCCGCUAUUUCAAGUGCAUGGAUGUACCAGACAACUGGAUCGUGUACCCAUGGGAUGCCCUGGACAUUGAGACGCACCAGCAACGGGCAGACGAGCGUCGCGCGGGCGAGCGGGCAGCGAAGAAGGCCAAGGUGGACGGUGACCAAUGAUCUACACGUGGCAGCCGGUGGUCGGGAAAACUGCAUCUGGGCCAACUAGAUACGGGUGAUAGUGAGGGGCGCUUGCCGCGAGGUGACGCGAGCAAUGUACGGAGUGCCCGAAAGGAUUUGCGGGAAAGGCACGUCCGAGAGGCAAUGGCCGGGGGCUGGGCUGGGAGAAGCGCGAGGCGGCGAAGGAGGCGACAUUGACGAAGGCAGCGAACGCGGCGGCGGCGGCGGGGGAGGAGGUGGUGUGAGGGAUCGGCGUGGGGUGCGGACUUGCGUGGGUUGCAGAGUUUUGCCUAGGCAGGAGCAGUCAGGACGUCGGACUCGGGCUCAGGUGCGUGACGUACUGUGGGUGCCUCAUUAACUCUUAAGCAUCUUCUAUAACACGUUGUACCACCAAAAUAAGUGCGGAGGCCUUGGCGAGAGGCCCUGGCAGCUCUGCCAGAAAAGACGUUACACCAGAGGCUAACCAGUCGCCCAUACGCAAAUCGCUAUUGCACUACCUGUAAGCAGGCUGGCAG